CAUUUUAGACAUAGUGAAGUUGGAGAUUGGGGAAAAAAAAAACGGAAAAAGUUGUGUCAUUUCUUUAGGCAACCGAGGGAACGAAAUAUUUUUUUGGCAUUUAUUCAUAAGUUUUUUUAUCAUUUUAGUUACCCCCAGUAACAUGCCUAUAGAUAUCUAUUGAUAUUGCUGCAAAUUAAUUGAAGUAAUUGUGCAUCGCUAAACUAGUGUAUACGCCCUUGAAUACAACAGUAUAACAAAAAAGUCUAAAGUCAGCUUAGCAACAACAGUACGAUCGCUAUAAUUCGUAUUUUAAGGAAUUUAGCGAUUUGCACGCUGCUCCAGUGCCUUUAGGAGAUGAUAGGAGAAAAUGCAUUGAAGAAAAAAGGAACAAAGUUAUUAAUGUUGAAUUAGUAGUUUAUGUAAGUGUACAUUUGGUGCUUUUUAUAAAUAUAAGAUGAUAACAAGACGAUGGUUCCACCCGUCCCUGAACGGAGUAGAUGCAGAGAAACUGCUAAUGGACGUCGGGCAGGACGGCUUCUUCCUUGCGAGACCUAGCAUGAGCAACAAGGGAGACUUUACACUCUCUGUGCGAAGGGGUAACGAGGUAACGCACAUAAAAAUACAGAAUAAUGGUGAGUUUCUAGAUCUUUACGGUGGAGAAAAAUUCGCUACUUUAUCGGAACUUGUCCAGCACUACAUGGACAAUCAAGGACAGUUGCGUGAAAAAAACGGUAACAUUAUCAGGUUAAAAAUCCCUCUGAACUGUGCAGAUCCAACCACCGAGCGUUGGUACCAUGGCCAAUUGACGGCAAAAGAAGCAGAGAGAAUGAUGUUAGAGAACGGCAAAAAUGGAUCCUUCCUUGUCAGAGAGUCUCAGAGACAGCCCGGAGACUUCGUGUUGUCUGUGCGAACGCGAGAUCGCGUCACGCACGUUAUUAUAAGGAGAAAGAACAAUAAAUAUGACGUCGGCGGAGGUGAACAGUUCGAUGAUCUCGUAAGUUUAAUAGAGCACUACCGCAAUUAUCCAAUGGUCGAAACCACAGGCGAAGUAUUACGACUCAUUCAACCUUUUAAUGCUACUCGAAUACAAGCUAGACACCUUCAAACUCGUGUCAAACAACUACAAAAAGAAAAUGAGGGUCCUAUCGAGAGCAUGGCGUACAAACAGGGUUUCUGGGAAGAAUUUGAAACAUUACAGAUGAUGGAAAACUUGCAAUUGUUCGAUAGAAUGGAAGGUUCAAAACCAGAAAACAUUAGAAAGAACAGAUACAAAAACAUUAUACCGUUCGAUCACACGCGCGUCAUUUUACGCGAUAUACCACCCGACGCCCCGCCUGGUGCGGAUUACAUCAACGCCAACUACAUCCGAUGCGAGAGCACCGACUCCGACUCCAACGGAAGCUUCGAGACUCACUUUUCGCGCGAAGCCUAUUCCAAACAUAAGGACAAGACAUCGCCACAUCAUACCAGUGUCAUCAUCACAGAAGAAAAGCCGAAAGAAACGAUAAAAAGUCAAGAGAACGGUAUCCGCAAAAUAAUUCCAUCGUUCGUUCUUCGACCGAAUCCUAAUUAUGUUAACACGACCAUUCCAAAAAGUGGACUCGCGACGGAAAAUGGAGCCGUCGAGCACGUUUACAACAAACUUUACAUCGCUACACAAGGCUGCCUGUCAACCACAAUCUACCAAUUCUGGUCUAUGAUUUGGCAGGAGGACGUCCGCAUCAUAAUAAUGACGACAAAGGAAAUCGAACGCGGCAAAGUUAAAUGUGAACGGUACUGGCCGGAUCUAAAUAAGACAGAAGUCUUUAAGAAAUAUACUAUUUUUAAUGAAUCAGAAUCUUCGACUCCAGACUACACUUUGAGACGUUUCAUCGUGACGAAAAAAGACGAAAGCGAUAAAAAACGAACGAUCUACCAUUUCCAUUUCACGGCUUGGCCGGACCAUGGCGUCCCCUCGGAGCCCGGGCGGGUGCUGAAUAUCCUUUUAGACGUGAACCACCGUCUGCAGCAGAUAAUGACAGGGCCGGACGCGCCACUUCAGGCCGUGGUGUGCGUGCAUUGCUCCGCAGGCAUCGGCCGCACCGGCACCUUCAUCGUCAUCGAUAUGAUCCUGGACCAGGUUAGGAAAGAGGGGUACGACUGUGAAAUAGACAUACACCGCACCGUACAGAUGGUGAGGGACCAGCGCUCCGGUAUGGUGCAAAACGAGGCCCAAUACAAAUUCAUAUAUAUGGCGGUCCUGGAGUUCAUAGAGACGGAAAGGCAACGGUUCUUUACCUGUCCCGAAACCAAAAAGGACUCUCCUAGGCUGCGAUCACAGCCCGUACCUUUUUUAUGAAUCGUGUCAGAAAGGCGAAAUCAUUCUUAUCGAAAGCUUUAUCUGUCGGGAAUGUAGGGAUUCCUAGAUUUUAAAAUUAUAGUCCGUUCACGUAUACAUUCACAACUAAUUUCUAAUACAUAUUCCUUAAGCGAUCAAUUUCCGUCUUUGCAUAAAAGUACUUCUUAGCUAUAGCACUUUCAAUAUCGUUUCAAGGAUUCAAUGUUAGAUAUUAAAUUCAAGUUAGAACGCAACUUCCCCGCUAUUUACACGUCCUAGAACUGAUUUAUAUAGGAGAUAUAAUGCGAAAAAGUUUUCAGUUUAAUUUUUUAAAAACACAAUUAUCGGAUGACUUUUUUAUUGUUACUUGAAAUAAACUAACCCUUAUUGUGGCUUUCGAUUGCGAAAACACUACAAAAUAUCUUUAUUUGAAAC
Papilio machaon (common yellow swallowtail) is the source of this 2734-nucleotide messenger RNA. It is a transcript of the gene csw, whose product is annotated as tyrosine-protein phosphatase non-receptor type 11. Gene Ontology annotation, molecular function: protein tyrosine phosphatase activity. The transcript has 2 exons. The record is from RefSeq and is a predicted model, not a curated record. Bases 437 to 2320 code for a protein of 627 amino acids. Gene Ontology annotation, biological process: protein dephosphorylation. Lineage: Eukaryota; Metazoa; Arthropoda; Insecta; Lepidoptera; Papilionidae.